This is a messenger RNA of Porites evermanni, 9740 nucleotides long. The record is from the annotation of a GenBank genome assembly. NCBI's taxonomy places the organism in Eukaryota, Metazoa, Cnidaria, Anthozoa, Scleractinia, Poritidae.
AGUUCGCAUACAGGCUUGGCAAGCAGCUGGUUGACCAAGAUCUCGCGCUAUCUUCAAACCCUUCGUAAUCUUCGCAAGUCCUUUAAAACCAGCCGAUAUUUGCCCAGAAGUAUUCUUCAUAAUCUAGCGAGUGUGUAGGUAUAAAUUUUGUCGAUAUUCUCUGAAUAGUUUGAUCAUAAUUAACCGUGAAGUUUAAACUGUUCCUGGUGAUUAUCGGGCCGACAUGUUCUUUCUACGCAGCCAGCUUCCGCAAGGGGACUAUGAACGAGAUUAAGAAGCUCAAAUGUGGUGCUUUUAUCAGCGGAAAUGCUUACUCGACUAGAGGGGAUAUUUUUGCUGAGAACUCGAUCCGGCUACAUAUGACAAGCUUCUUGAGAACAGAGGAAAACGGAAAGUGUCUCUCAGGGCCACCGGCUGCCUGUACAGACCGCAGCAUCUGUGACAGUCACUGCCCUCUUAGUGUUAAUCAAAUCGUUCAUAGAUUUACGUAUCACGUGUGCUAAUUUAGCUGCCCUAGCCUCCUGUUUUGAUGUGGGCAACUCAAGGACUUCACACUACACACAUAGGUUGCCUAUUUUUUUAAACCCUUCAGACGCGAUCACAAUUCCUUUUCUUGCGGGCGGAAUUUCUCGCGGCACGAGGCUUAGAUAUAGUGUAGGUGUUAAUGUAUAUUUCCCUGCACUACCACUGACGGGGAAGUGACCAGAUUUGUUGAUUAAGCCCUCUGUGUUUGAUUUCCAGGUUACCUAAAUAGAGUUGGGGAUGAUGUCAGAACAGGGAGCUGUGAGUGCGUCCUCCAGUUCGUCUUCGUCUGAAACAGAUAGAAGAUCGCAGGAGAGCUGUACAGGAAAGCGAUCUUCUCGCGGCAAAGCAGCUAGCCCUCGCCCUCUAAAGUCAAUCUCCAAUUCUGCCAAGAGGUAGGAAAAGAUAGAAUAAACGUAGUCAGGUGGCUGAAUGUAAAGACCACGCUGGGUAGCAGCCAAGCUUGAUCUUUACAAAUGAAAUUAAGCGCACGAUAUAAAAGGGACAGAUUCAGUUUGUCUCUAAUUUGCAUGUUAACUUUGCCACGGCGCUAUUCUGCACUCUUUCGCCAGCAGGCCCGACAAAUGGGUUUAAUGAACAGAGGGGGACGUAAUUCACCUUUUCCAGGGGUCUAAAGCUUAGUGUCUUCCAAUUAUAGACAGAGCUAUCGCGAUGACCGAAACAGACAGGUCGUGGGUUUUGAACGAGUCCCUCAUGCUCAUUAGCAUAUGCACUGAAGAGCGAUUGCCUUUGUGAAUGAAGUACCGGCAAUAUUGACUUGUUUAGACUGUUUAAAUGUACUUCUUUUCUUUCAGAAUUCAGCGAGAGUUAGCCGAGAUCUCCUUGGACCCUCCGCCAAAUUGCAGGUAAAUUCUCCGCUUCGAAUAUCACGCUGAACUCCUUCACUUCUUGUUUGGACUGAAAACAAUAGAAUUGCGGUUUUUGUUUCCUGAAUAGCCGGCCUGUUAUUAAAAUUGAACUCUCUUUAUGUUAUAUAGAUCAACUAUUUCGGAAGCGAGUAUAUUUUGCCCCAAAACUGUCAAGUCGGCCACACUAGUCAUCAAAUAUUCCUCCAAUUAGGAAUUUUCUGCGAACAUGAUAUACAUAGAUAAAUUAUUUAUUUAAAAGGGGUAAAGACGACAUUUAAUCGCUCCACGUGGGAGUAAAAUGUGUAAAAGACUCAUUGUUUUUCUUUAUGGUUCAGUCAUGCUAAGACUUGCCAUGCAUGAAUAGCCGUCAAGCUACCCUUGGCUUCAAGGUUCUUGUACGAAAACAGAGACCUCGCUUGGUCGCGACUCUUUUCUCGCCAUCAUUUUGUAAUGUCUGCUCUAAUUGCAGUAACGGCAUAAUCGAUAUAUUUAACUGGCGAAGUAGCAAGCCUUCCUGGGUACUCAAUUGUUGAUAUUAUACCUGAUAUACUUUAUGUAAAUCAACAGAUUCACGUCAGCUGUAGGCAGGUCAGACAGAUAUUAAGGUCGUUUUUGUCAGAAAGAUUGAGCUCUUUUUAACUUCUAUGAUUUUAAUUAUUCAUCUUGUUUUGACGUUAUGGUAUAUUACCAAUACCGUACGGAAUUUUCAUAACACGAAGUAAGGUCUGAGUAAGAUGACCGGGGUAUUAAAACAAAAAUGAAAAAUCGUUGUCCUUGCUUUCUGUCGUACGCCAAUUUUUGCCUUUGAUUUUACUGAAAUCUUUUUCCGGUUCUAGCUUCAGAAGACGUAUUUUUAAUGUCAAUUCUGUAGGUUGUUUACCACGGUAGAUAUCAAGCAAAUAUUGAGAUUCGCUCUGGCAGACUGCUAUUUAUUUAAAUAAGAGCUUAGGAAAAUUGAAUUUUUAAAAGGGCACCCAAAAAUACGUAAAUUAUGACAAACAUAUGACCAUGAAAAUCAAAGCGUGUCGAUCACAAGUGCUUAUUUUGUGAAGGGUCGUAUGAUAUUCGAGGCAUUUUUAAGUAAAAAUGAUAUUCGACUUAAAGUGAAAAGUAAAGUUUUUAAAAGGUUAAUCAAAUGAUUAAACAUAUCAUAUGUUCUAUAAUAUAUCAUCUUUGAUAAAUUCCAAACGGUUUGUUAUUCAGAACUAUUUUACACCAGGAAGUUCAACAAUUGUCUACGAAACAAACCAACUGCAACCUAAGUUAACUUGGUCCAAUAUUUCAUUUUGAAAACAAAGCUGUUACUUUGACGAGCUAUGACUAAAAAUAAUUGCACCUAUAAAACGUUGCUACAGUACAAACUACUAAAGUUAUAGAAUGGAACUAUGACUAUAGUAUAAAUCUAUAGUUGUAUCAUAAAAUCUGACAGUAAAUAAUAUAAAAUAAAGUAUUGCUGUGCAAUAUAAGGAUUACUUACUUGUGACGGAUAUAUGGCGUUUUGAAUUAAUGGCAAAAAUACUUAAAAUGCCUCAAAAAAUAGAGCAGAGUAAACAAAUAGCUGUUACCUUAACUAUAGCGUAAGGAAAGUCGGAAAGGCCGGUUGUGUCGUUUAUUCCGGGACCGGCAAGUUUUCUUUCCUUCUUUAACAAGUUUCCAAAAAAACCCUGAUCAAUAUAGUGCUAAUUAAUAUAAAUAGAAAGCUACUUAAAAUACUUCAAAUAACAAAACGAUGUAAAUAGCUGGCAUCUUUUUGGCGGGUUUAUCACUUAGUCAAACUCUUCAGCGAUUACCGGUAUGUUCAUUGUUUUAUAAACUCAAAGUCGUAAUAGCUUAAAUCAUUUUUGACUGGGCCGAGUCUGUUCUGCCCUUCACUUUGACAUGCUUAUUCUUUGACCGUUCUAUUUUUUACCGUCAGGAUCUAUUUUUUUCCGUUAAUAAUACCAUUAGUUCACCCGCUGUAACACUAAGGUUCCUUCACCUGGCUAAUUUUGGCCCUCAGGGUCCAGAUGUAAUGGGUUCGCGUGUAGCUCAUCAGGCAGAAUUUUGGAGACUUUGUGUUCAGAAAAAGUUACUGAAACGGAUGAUCCUAGUGUAAAAAAAGGGCCUUCUUAGUCACACUUUCGGGGUGUAAAAGGGGCUUUGUCAGGAUAUCUGCUAUCUUUUUAAAAGCCAAAUCAGUUUUUAUUUUUGUAUCAAUUGAAUUAAAAAAAUAAUGAUCCAGUUUUGUUAUUGAAGACUAUAUUUAGGCCUUGAAAUUGUUUCCUGUCGUCUGUUGUUAGGAUGGCAAGAAUAUACAUGGAUUAAAAAUUGAACAAUGUCGCCCAACUUUUUCAAGUUUAAUGCUAUAUGCCUGCUCCGGGGGGGGACUCCGCAUGUGAAAGGGGUGGGGAUGCUAGUCGUCUCGCUUAGGGGUGUAAAUCUCGGAUUUUGGUCUCAGUUAGGGUGUUCUGGGCAAAACGCUAUUAUAUUUAGCCGUGAAGGUCUCGUUUAGGGUUGCACGCGAAAAAAUAUAAAAAUAUAUAUUUGAUAUGUAUAUUUUUAAUGCGUUUUAUUUACCCCAUUCAUAUAAUCCAAGGUUUCUCAUUUUCUCCUUAUAGGGGUCAAGAAAAGCUUGGGCCACGCCCAGAUCGGUCUCCUUUUGGGGUUUAAUUCAAAAUUUCCGACGAGCAUCCCCACCCCUUUCAUAUGCGGAGUCCCCCCCGGAUGCCUGCACAAAUCACCAAAAUUAUUUGGUAUCUUUUUCGUAUCUCCAAAGGAACAUUUUGUGCAAAGGAAAAGGCACUAAGCCAUGACUUCCGCACAGAGCUCAAAACAGCAAUAUCCUCGUUGGACUUUCAAAAAAGUCCUUCGUCGCUUCGCGGCCUAAAAAGCUCGCUCCGCUCGCUAAGAAACUCGUGAGGUCGACUUGUAGCAAGUCUAUAUCCUCGUGACAUCGGCUCCUAUGAGGGUAUGUCUAACUUGCGUCUACAUUGGGAAAAGAAAAUCGCACGGUUCGGUGUACCUUAAAUGGACAAAAUUAUGGCUGCCUUGGUCUCUAGAAAUAGGAACAGAAACGAUCUUGGUUUUAAAAUGGGUUUUUUGUGUCACUUAGGGGGAUUUUGAGAGUGUGUCUAUAAAACUGAGUCUAGAUUGGGAAAGGAAAAUGGAAGUGGUGGCUUUGCUGAUUCAAAUUGGGAAGGGGAAAAAUUAUAGAUUUGAUCGGUAUUCUGGGACGCUUCCGCUUUCGUCUGGGUGUCAAUAAACAAGUUGCCAAAUAGAAACCUGAUAAAUAUUUCAGUGAUUAAGAUAAAUCCGUUGACAAUUGAGCCUGGAGUAAUGUGACGUUACUUUGAUUUUGAAUUGCUUCGUUUUGUGAUAAUUUCGUUUUGUGAUAACAUCGCUCCUUGUGUUUCUUUUUUACUGUAAUGUCGGCUUGCGCAAAAGAGAAGCGAGGUUUUCGAAGAGUAAGUAAUAGCGAAUCAACCAUAAGGUGCUUGCACAUUUCAGCUUAUCGGAUUGUCUGCGUCGAGUGUGAUUGAGAGCCUAUUGAGUUUUGAACUCUUAUUUUUGAGUUGUUCCUUUCUCACUGCAUUUUAGUCACGAUUACAUCCCAGCAGGGGGGUGUGGAGUGAUGGGGGAUUCCAAUUGUUCAGCCGAUAUCCCGUUUUACGGUUUCGGACCCAAGGCCAUUCCUGCAGUCAGAAAUAUCUAAACUACGUAAUGGUUUAUGGUUGUCGCCCAAAAUGUUUCGUUACUUUUCUUUAUGAUUCUUAAAGCUGUCACAUCCAGUCAAGUAAAGUUACUUAGACACGUAAUUUUAACUAUGCCGUUUUGAGCUUUGAGUCUGAGGACAAAAUCCUAUCGUGUUACCAUUCAAAUGAAACCCCUUCGAUUCAGCAGUACUUUCACGGCAUGGUACUAAAUAUUUAGUACGUAGUUCUGACUUUUGAAUCUUUGGAUGAAAUCCUGUGGUGUUACCUUUCAAAUAAAACUCUUCAGCAGUACUUUCAAGUGGUAACAUCCACUUCGGAUGUAGUUUUAUAAACUUUUGAGUCUGUGGACGAAAUCCCAUCGUGUUACCAUUCAAAUGAAACCUCUUCAGCUGUACUUUCAUUGCAUAGUACCAGGAGCCAAUCGGCUCCUGAUGGUACCCUCUAUUUUAAAGUGGGUGUUUCCAACUUUUGAGUCUGUAGACAACGCUGUUACGUGACUAUUCAAAUAAAACCUCUUGAACAGCACUCUCAAAUAUUACUUGUUGUUCUCUGUAUUUUUCAACAUUAAGCCUGAAAAUUUUCUUUAACUCGCAGGGAGUACAAGGAUUAAUUCACGUUUUCAUUUGUUCACAGCGCGGGUCCCAAAGGCGACAAUCUUUACGAGUGGUGCUCCACGAUUCUGGGUCCUGAGAAAUCUGUGUACGAAGGUGGAGUGUUCUACCUUGAUAUUUCUUUUCCUAUGGAUUAUCCUUUCAAACCUCCAAAGGUAAGUCAAAAUUUAGGGUAGAUCGGAGAGUGCGUAUUCCGGAAUAGAAGUAGCCUACGCGCGAGCAAGCUCUCCAUUGCGAGUGGCGGGCGAACGCGCGUUUCCUUUCGCGUGCGGCCGGCUCUCGCAUGACUUCUCGCGACUCCCCCCAAAAGGAGGGCUUGCACGCAGGUUAGAAUAGAAAAAACGCAGAAACUAUGAUAGAAAUCUCUUAUACCGCGAAUUCUAGGCCACUUCAGUGCUAAUAUUUUAUUUCAACAAUAUUUGAUUCAAUCAAUGCCAAAACUAGUGAUUUCUAAAGUUAAUUCCGUUUUCCUUUUACUACGGCCGGAUAGGGUCAAUCGAUCUUACCCUCCGGUUUAUAGAAUUUUAAUCUUCGGCGGGGUCGCUACCCUGCCUGCAGAGGCCUCUUUUCCCUUGUCAUUCGCUGGGUAGGCAGGAAGAAAAGAGAGUCUCUUAUCCUCAUUGCCUGCCCCAUACUCUUUCGCAUAAAUGUCAGGUUUUGACGAUCAAAACCGCCCGGUCCAUCCCAGGCAACAGCUACCUACAAUUUACCUGGCCUGUUGCAAUUUGUGCGAUAAUAAAUGUUAUUCCAAAUUACCUGACUGGAUUCGCGUUGUUUAAGUUAGAAUUCUCACCUUUGAGCUGUUUCUGGAUUUGAUACGUCUGAGAAAAUUAGAAUAUAAUGUGCGUUCGUUGUGUAGUUUGUCACACGUUUUUGUCAUGCAUCAGUUUUGAAAUGAUGAUGAUUCGGCUAAAAAUACACGUUCAGCUGAUUUGUGAAAGAUCAUGGGAUAAAUUACAACCCAUAGACGAAACACGUAAAGUCCAAAAAUAUAUUGACUUCUCUCUGCGUGGAUAAUUCGAUGCCGAAAAAUAACACGACCUUUUAACAGGAUUAACUGAAUUCUUCAACUGAGAUUAAAUUGAUUCGUUUCGGCGUCACUGAAGACAGAGGAUUUUUUUUCAAAACCUUAAUACAAGUGUUUCCGGCCGAUCAUCCGGCUUUAAUGUAUUUGAUAACCCCUGGUAUUAAUUUACGACCGAAGGGAAUACUGCCCUUUCUAAUACCUUUCUCACACUUUUCGGAGGAUAUCGAAAGAAAAACAAACGAGCAAUUUGCAGCUCUAUAUAAAAGUGCUCUUGUUUCCUGAAACCUUAACCAUCGGGGUCCUUGUUCAAGAGCCGAUUUACAGUAAUAAAGGAUCGAAACUUAGCAGAUAAUCAUCGGACAAUCACUCUUUCGAACUCUUAAGAUUGCCAGCAAUUAGAAUAUGAUGACAAAUGAAAAUAAGUACCCCAAAAUUUCGUUUUUGUCCGCUAAACCCAGGAUUGAAACACGGCUGUCAUCCAUGUGACAAAUAAAGGAAUUGUCCCAAUUUUUUUUUUUUUUAAAUAUUACAAAAUAGAUCAGUGACACUAUGUCAAAAGGGCUCUGAAGAGUCAAACCUUAGUUUUUUGUCUAGCCAAUGUACAGCCAUCUACUCCCUUCAGGGAGGGGGGAGGGGUAUCGGUGCACAUAUGCAGGCCAAAUCUAUACUUUGUAUUUGUUUUAGCCCCUUGCGAAGGUUUAUGUUUCAAACCGAAAUGUCGUGUACAGAAAAUAUAAACUUUAUCAUUUUCUUCUUCUUCUUCUUCUUCUCUUCGGCGUAAGGAUUAGUUUAGAUGCUUUUUCUACAAUUUUGUUGGACUUCAGAGAAUCUCAGAUUCUCGCUCUCUUUGUUGCCCACUUCAGCGUCUUUCUUUCGCAUGAAAUUGUGGGUGGCUAACUUUUAAGGAAAGGGACAAAUUUAGUCAGCAAAGAGUAGGUAAAUAGCGAAUGUUCCAAGUGGAACGAAAACGACUAAAGUGAUCGUCAAAGGGUUAAAGUUAAAGUUUCUACAGACGCGAAACUUAAAAUUACAUGUUGGUUGUCUACUAUUUACAUGGACGAACCGGUCGGUUCACGGUUUGGGCAUUGUGGUACGCAAAAUUCAGGACUUGUAGCCCAGGAAUUGGGUUUACCAUUUGAACAAAUCAGUUCCAUUUACCGAAAAACGACCGUGAACGCCUGGAACUGGCAUCAAAGAUGGCUUUGACGAAUGGUACACGAAUUUGCGUUUCAAUAUUCCGUUCGGAAAAACAGCACUACCUUUUCAGGUGUUCCGUUGCUCCCGGACAUUUCCCUCUGGAACAACCCAAAAAGUCGUGUUCCAUUUACUUUCCGACCCGACUUCCGGAAACUUUUUAAAUAGUAUUUUCGCAAAUUAUUAAAUGGUAUUUUCGCUUGCUUGCGUGCUUGCUUGCUUGCUUGGGUGAGCAUACGCGUUUGCUUGUUUGAAUGUAACAACGUAUUGUAACAGUUUUAGCCAAACUGAAGAGGUUUGAAUAAACGAGACUUGUCUUAAGGCUAAAAUAAAGGCUAGUGCGUGAAAGACUAUUCGUGAAACUCAGUACAAUAGUUAUGAGGAUUAUCGCAAAUUAAGUGUUUGUUGUUUUUGCUGCACAUAGGUGUCUUUCCGCACAAGAAUAUACCACUGCAAUAUUAACAGCCAGGUCAGUGAAAUUAAUUAAAAUCUUAUUUGUUUACAUAUGAUAGGAUGAAGUUAUUUGACCAUAACUGCACUGAUUCUCCGUUUUGUUUUUUCUUCCUUGUUGAAACGAGGACUGUUGAUAACAAGGGUUCACUAGGAAUAAGCUCUCUUCUGUUCUUCUGUGUCGGCCCGGGGGUCCGUUAUCUCUUCUUUCAAUUUUUGUCCUAUUGCCCUCGCUCUUGGUAAAUGCCGUAAACUUUCAAGGAACAACCAGACCAUUCUCUAGUUCGUUUAAAGGAAAACGUAUUAAGCGCCCUCUUUCGAAUAAGCCCCAUCCUUUAAGCUGAAAUUUAAAAAAAAGCGCACGGGCGCUUAUUCGAGGAAAGACGGUAUGCAGAUAAAAUCAAUGACGAUUAAACCAACAAAUAGCAGAAGGGAUGCAGUGACAAACGAGUUGACAGUCUGUGGUUAAAAGUGUUCUUAGCUCCAAACGCUUGUACCUUUUAGGGUGUAAUUUGCUUGGACAUUCUCAAAGACAGCUGGAGUCCAGCCCUCACCAUUUCUAAAGUUCUUCUCUCAGUUUGCUCGCUUCUCACAGACUGCAAUCCAGGUAACUACUUUACAAAAACUGUACAUAAUUUCGUGAGCACUGGAACGAUUGGACUGAGCUAUCUCAGUGAUUUUGUUACAAAUAGUCAUGGUGAGAUCCUGGGACUCAUCUUGUGAUAAUCAUGAGUCCCAGUCCAGAACUGAAGGUAAAUUUAAGGGGUAAAUCCAUAGCCAGCCUUACAGUCCCGGUCAUUUCUUUAACCGGUCAGUCGGUAGAGCGCUGGCUACUGCAGAAUGGGAGGUUGCGGGCUCGAUAUCCGGGGCCUGACCGAUUACUCAAAGGUUUAAAAGAAUUUGGAAGAAGGUACUGUCUUUGCCCCGGAAACGGCGAAACCUUCACGUGGCUCGGAUGGACACGUAGAAAUGGCGAUCCUGUCUCCAUUCGGACACGUAAAAAUAGUGCCCUCAAUUAUAGUCCUUGCUGCUAGAAACAAAAAUUAAUCGAGGUAGUUUUUUUGUUUAUUUAUAUGUAGGUGAUCCCCUAGUCGGCAGCAUUGCAACUCAAUAUGUAAACGAUAGAGAGGAACAUGAUAAGACAGCACAGGAAUGGACAAAGCGAUACGCAACAUGACAAUGGUACAGCAGCCAGUAAUGUAAUAAAAUAAUUUUUCCAAACCCUUUUACUUCGGAAAGUGAUGUGAGAAAAUCCAAAUUUUAAUUUGUAAAAUAAUUUAAAGAACUCAAAGUAAUGCAAAAGAGGUCAGUUUCACUUGAUAGUCACACCAUAGGAUUUUGUUCACAGACUUAAUAAUUAGAACCAACUCGUACA